Messenger RNA from Aspergillus puulaauensis, 1233 nucleotides. Its product is annotated as serine/threonine-protein kinase HAL4/sat4. The record is from RefSeq and is a predicted model, not a curated record. Lineage: Eukaryota; Fungi; Ascomycota; Eurotiomycetes; Eurotiales; Aspergillaceae. The transcript is spliced from 2 exons. Bases 1 to 1233 code for a protein of 410 amino acids. Gene Ontology annotation, molecular function: protein serine/threonine kinase activity; ATP binding. Gene Ontology annotation, biological process: intracellular monoatomic cation homeostasis; protein phosphorylation; intracellular signal transduction.
AUGCCUAUACCGUUCAUCCCGCAUCUCAGACAUGCAGAUGCAAACAUCCCUGGGCGUAGCAGAGUCACCCAUGAGGAACAGAGCCUCACCAGAACUGGCCACGGGCUAACCAGCGAACGAAUCCGCCAGCUUUCAAUACGGAGCAUCACCUCCAACCCGCAGACCAUGAAUCAGCACCACUCUCACAUCAUCGGUGGCCAAAGACAGUCAACCGGUAUCUGGGGCAGGAUCGCCUCCUCAUGUAGGAGGAUAAGCAACACGCCGAAGCCAUCGCCGCUAGAAGAGUGGGAACACUGGGCAGCCACGAACCUCGCAGACCCGUCAAUCAACACCAACACAAUGCGCACAAUAACGCAAAAGUACGGCGCAAUUCGCCGUGUCACCGGAGUCGGCGCACACGCAGUAAUCCUCCAGAUGCACAAGGAACAGUCCUGCCCGCCACUCGACUGUUUUUACGCCAUGAAGCUCUUCUGGCAAAGCCCACGCCAGACCAAGCGCGAGCACGAGAAGCGCGUGCUGGCCGAGUUCGCCAUCCUCUCGCAGCUGCACCACAAGAACAUCAUAACGACAUUCGAGCUCCUGCCGUUGAACACCACGGCCCCUCUCUACGCCUGCUGCAUGGAAUACUGCGCCGGCGGCGACCUACACUCGCUGAUCGUCGCCUCGGGCAGUCUCCGCGCCGCCGAAGCCGACUGUCUAUUCAAGCAGCUCAUCCGCGGCCUUGUCUAUCUCCACGAAGAGGGCAUCGCACACCGGGACCUAAAGCCCGAGAACCUGCUGCUCACGCAUCGCGGCUGCCUCAAGAUCUGCGACUUUGGCACCGCCGAGCGCUUCCGUUUCAAGGGAGAGGAGCACGUCCGCUUCUCAACUGAGCGGUGCGGUUCGGCACCCUAUAUCUCGCCGGAACAGCAUCUCGAGCAGCAUCUUGAGCAAGGAUUUGAUCUGAGAGCCGCCGACGUCUGGGCCGCGGCUGUCAUCUACAUUGCCAUGCGCAGCGGACGGAAUGCGUGGAAGGAGGCUACGAGCUGGGACGAGCGCUUUGAGGAGUUUGCUUGGCGGCGCGAUAUAGGGAAGAGGAGUAGCGUCGUGGAGGGUCUGUGUCAGUACGAGAGCCGCGGUAUUCUGUACGGCGUGCUGAGUAUCGAUCCGCAGGACCGGCCUGGAGCACUGGAGGUCCUUACUUCAACGUGGCUCGAGAGUGUUUAUUGCUGUGUCCCGCAGCCUCGGGAGUGA